This is a messenger RNA of Bolinopsis microptera, 1374 nucleotides long. Its product is annotated as involucrin-like. The record is from RefSeq and is a predicted model, not a curated record. The coding region runs from base 41 to 1351 and encodes 436 amino acids. Lineage: Eukaryota; Metazoa; Ctenophora; Tentaculata; Lobata; Bolinopsidae. The transcript is spliced from 8 exons.
GUGAUUUUCUAAGUUUUGUGUGUAAUUGUUAAACAGAGAAAUGCCCACACGGCGAGUGUCUUCCAUAGAUCCAGUAAAAUUCGCGUCCGCUCAAACUUUCUGGACUUAUGCGGCUGGAAGAAACACAGCCAAGCCAACACUCAUUGAAGAAAUGAAAAGUACGAAUUUCAAGCCCAAGAAACUGGACGAGUCUUGGGAUUUGUCAGCUAUAGAAGAGGCAGGGGGUUUGAAUGAGAGCAAGGACGAGGAACCAAAGUCUGAAACUCAAGAACCUGAACCAAAGAUACACGCAGUUCCCGAACAACAGGAAGAGAGUCACCCAGUUCCCGAACAACAGGGAGAGAAACACCCAGUUCCCGAACAACAGGGAGAGAAACACCCAGUUCCCGAACAACAGGGAGAGAUACACCCAGUUCCCGAACAACAGGGAGAGAAACAUUCUAACAGUGUCGAGUCUGAUCAGUGUAUUUGCAACGAUGUGACACAAAAUAAGGAAGUUAACCUAAAGAACAGCCAGGAUGACCUAAUAAAAAGGCUCAUCGAAAAAAUUGCCGAGCUGCAAAAUAAUUUGACUUAUGGUGAGGUCGAAAAUAUUCGGCUAGAAGGUUGCGUCAAUAAACUAAAACUGAAUGUCUCAAAAAGUGAAACAGUUAUGGAAGAGUGCAGGGAUAUGAUAAACGACCUUAAAAUGGAAAAGGAAUCUCUAGAAAAAAUAAUAGAAAGAUUAGAGCACAAUUUAAUGCGAGUAGAGCAAGAAAACAGAGACCUCCGGGUGGAGAAGAUCAUGUGGGAAAGUGAAAAGAGGAGAUUGGAAAACAGCUUGGAGGAGGCACGGACUGAAUCACGUUUGCUAGACAGUAAGAGUUAUUGGCACUCCACAAGUUUGGAUGUUAUUGAUGAGCUCAACCGUAAGAUAGAUGCGCUGAGCACGGAAAAUACAACCUUGAAUACCUUAUAUGACAGAGCCGAAAAAAGAUUUAGAGAAGUAGAAAAAGAGAAAAGUAAGUUGAGGGAGGAAAACAAGUCAUUGAGAAGGGACAAGUUACGAUUGGAGAUGGAAAAACAGGAUCUCCACUGCUCUUUAGCUGGAACAGGGUACCUAGAAUCCCUCCCCAGAUCCUCCAGCCCUGUCAGUAAACUGCACGAGGAGGAGCUGUGUAGCACGUGCAAGUGUCGGCACUCCAGUCCCCAGAGACUCUGUUCCACCUGCAAAUGUGUUCACAAAAGCACUUCCCUCAGCGAUGUUUGUCCGGUGUGUUACUGUAAAUACUCCCAGUGUCCGAGAAGCCCGGGGAACGUAUCCUAUUCGGAAUACAGUCCCAUCCUCACAGACCUUUCCAGAACAUUUUGAGGAAUAUCAAACAUUACGAAAGU